GGCUCGCGCCUUGACGUCACGCGCGGCGUGCGUGCGUGCGUGCGUGCGGCGCCGCGCGCGCGGAGCGGGGCAAGAUGGCGGCGGGGCCGAUCUCGGAGAGGAACCAGGAUGCCACGGUGUACGUGGGGGGCCUGGACGAGAAGGUCAGCGAGCCCCUGCUCUGGGAGCUCUUCCUGCAGGCCGGGCCGGUGGUCAACACGCACAUGCCCAAGGACCGGGUCACGGGCCAGCACCAGGGCUACGGCUUCGUGGAGUUCCUGAGCGAGGAGGACGCCGACUACGCCAUCAAGAUCAUGAACAUGAUCAAGCUCUACGGCAAACCCAUCCGGGUGAACAAGGCCUCGGCCCACAACAAGAACCUGGACGUGGGCGCCAACAUCUUCAUCGGCAACCUGGACCCCGAGAUCGACGAGAAGCUCCUCUACGACACCUUCAGCGCCUUCGGGGUCAUCCUGCAGACCCCCAAGAUCAUGAGGGACCCCGACACGGGCAACUCCAAGGGUUACGCCUUCAUCAACUUCGCCAGCUUCGACGCCUCCGACGCCGCCAUCGAGGCCAUGAACGGGCAGUACCUGUGCAACCGGCCCAUCACCGUGUCCUACGCCUUCAAGAAGGACUCCAAGGGCGAGCGGCACGGCUCGGCGGCCGAGCGGCUGCUGGCGGCCCAGAACCCCCUGUCCCAGGCCGACCGGCCCCACCAGCUCUUCGCCGACGCGCCGCCGCCGCCCUCGGUGCCCGCGCCCGUGGUCACCGCGCUGGGGCCCGGCGUCACCCCGCCAGGCCUGCCUCCCCCCGGCUCCUUCCCUCCGCCGGUGCCGCCGCCGGGAGCGCUGCCCCCGGGGAUGCCCCCGGCCAUGCCCCCGCCGCCGAUGCCCCCGGGCGCCGGAGCCCCGGGACCGCCCUCGGGAGCCGCCCCCGCCGGGGGACACCCCCCUCACCCGCACCCCUUCCCUCCGGGAGGGAUGCACCACCCAGGAAUGCCACCCAUGCAGGUGCACCACGGGCCACCUGGCAUGGGGCAGCACCACCCAGGACCACCCGGCUCUGGGGGGCAGCCGCCCCCCCGGCCCCCCCCGGGCAUGCCACACCCCGGACCCCCCCCCAUGGGGCUCCCCCCACGGGGGCCACAUUUCGGAUCUCCAAUGGGUCACCCCGGGCCGCUGCCGCACCACGGGCUCCGCGGGCCCCCCCCGCUGAUGCCACCCCACGGCUACAACGGGCCCCCCCGGCCCCCCCCCUACGGCUACCAGAGGGUCCCACUGCCCCCCCGGCCGGCGCAGAGACCCCCUGGAGUGCCCCCCCGCGGGCCCCUGCGGGGACCCCUGCCCUGAGAGCUGGGGGGCUCUCUGCUCCCCGUCCUCCCACGGCCCCUGCCACCAACAUUCCCAUCCCUGCAAAGGGCUGGGGGCCACCCCCCACUCCUCCCUUCCCUCCCCAUUUUUUCCCCCGGUUUAUUUUUAUUGUGUUAAUUUUUCUCCCUCUCUCCCCAUCUCCUCCCGUUUGUCUUCCCCUGGAAGCUUUUCCAAGCUCCUUUUUAUUGGAUUUUGUUGGUUUUGUAUGGAAAGCAGUGACCACCCACUUGAAAAUAAAGGAUUUGGGGAACCAGAAGA
Lonchura striata (white-rumped munia) is the source of this 1610-nucleotide messenger RNA. It is a transcript of the gene SF3B4, whose product is annotated as splicing factor 3b subunit 4. Gene Ontology annotation, biological process: positive regulation of mRNA splicing, via spliceosome. NCBI's taxonomy places the organism in Eukaryota, Metazoa, Chordata, Aves, Passeriformes, Estrildidae. The record is from RefSeq and is a predicted model, not a curated record. Gene Ontology annotation, cellular component: precatalytic spliceosome; nucleolus; U2 snRNP. Gene Ontology annotation, molecular function: RNA binding.